UUCUGCGCAUGAGCCGCUCGGGCUCGUCGCCGAAAUCUCAGCCCUGGAAGUGCGCUCUGUUUCCGCACUCAUGGCGUCUGCGUGGGGCUGGGCGCAGCGCUGAAUCGCAGGACGACGACUGACAGGGGCGCGCCAGCGAGGGCCGACUUCGAGGACGGUGCCUUAGCCUCGGUGGAGUUUAAUGCCCUUUUCCCGGACGGCUUGUGCGGUUAUUUGCGACUGAGCAUGCUGCGUGUCCCUCUCUGCACACCGCCUAUACUGCGUCAUUAAAGCUUGAAUAUCGCAGCCUGUUUUCGACACCAGUUCCUCCCUUUGAAAGACUCAGAAGCCAUAGGCGGCCUCAGUACUUUAGCUGCCAAAGAGGUUUAACUGGACAAAAAGUUUGCUUUUCAGGGAAGUGGUCGAUCGCGCCUGCUGUGUCGCUUCGGGUUUGACCGCGGCUGGCUGGGGCUGAUCGGCACCAAGACGCACCGACUCCGGUGCAGACUGCGCGCUGCCUGCGUCCUUACUGUGCAACUCAGGGCUCAUGUCAGGUCCUGCACAUGUUCGAUAUGUGUCCUUGACACUGUCAACGGAAAGUACAAGCAAAGCAAAAAGCAAAAAACCUCCGCAUAAAGCGUACUUAAGCCAUACAUUUAUUUGAGCACCCCGCUUUGCUUCGUUUUAGAUGAGUUGUAGAGCUGUGGGGCGUGAACUGUUUGGGGAAAGGAUGUAGCCGAUAUUUUAAGUGGUAGACUAAAUUCAUAUGGACAUAGGGGAUGUGUAGUUUUAUUUGUAACCGUUAAUGUCUCGGUUGCAUAGCAGAGGAAGCGGCGCUGCCGUAGAUCCCCCGUCGGUAUUUUGAUAGCCAUGCACGGAGCCUGGAAAAGGCUGCUGUGUCCAACCUAGCUGUGUAACGCAGAGAGAAGGCAGCUUGUUCAUCUAGAGCCGGGCACCUCGUAAGCGAAUGCAUUCACGAUAGAUAAUUUAGACGGAUGAUUUCGCCUUGCGGGUGAACCCCGGUCCGGCGGCGCAGAUCUGGGCUGACAGGGGGGCGUGAGUCACAGAACUUCAACGCUGAAUUUCUCUUCGAUGACCCUGACUGCAGAAUAUGGUGUAGAUACCUCACGACUCAAACCAGGAACGACACAUGGAUCAAGUGGGACUGAAAGGCAGCGACGUGCAGGAUGACGGCCUGACUUUGGAUUACAGUGACAAGGAGGCAGAAGGGACGUUUCCCAGCAUGCCCGGCAGCGGCAUGUCUGUGCCAUCCGCUCCCAGAAAGCAGUCGAGCUCCGGGGAGGUAUCCAACGGGCUGGGCGGCGCCCCUCCCACAGAGGAGCACACCUCGCCCUCCCUGGGCUUUUAUGCAGUGGGGCCUGACUCCAUGGUGCUAGGGAUUGACCAGAAGGCAGCCAUCCUGCACUUCCAGAACACAAGCAUGUUAGGCCUGGAGGAUAACUUAACUCGCCUGGAGGCGAGCAUCGCUGACCUGGGCCGCACCAGCACCUCCAUGGACUCCCUCAUCGGCGGGACCGACACGGACCUCUUCUUGAAAACGGAGGAUCUGUCACCCCCCGACUUGGAGCAGGAGCCUUUUGAGGUGGUUGGGAAGGACACCCUGAAGGGCUUGGGAUUCUCGUCCGCCAGCGCCCUCGACAUCCUGCCGGACUUCGAACUGACGGGCUCCCCCUGCGAGCUGAACGAUUUCUACGUGGGCGAUGAGGCUGCCUUCCUCUCGACGCUGGCGGUGGACGACUCGCUCCUGGCCGACUUCAGCACAGCGGUGAAGGACGCAAAGCCCGUCGGCUGCAGCAACGGCGGGGGGGAUGACCAACGGGCGCCGGAGGCCAGCGUCCCCCCCUCAGAGAUUAAGAUGGAGAAGGAUGCCUGCAUCCAGCUGUGCACCCCCGGCGUGAUUAAGCAGGAGAUGGAGCCCAAGACCUACUGUAGCCUGAGCACCUCGCCGAUCUCCAUCUGUGGCGUGAGCACCUCCGGUGGCCAGGGCUACCAGUACGGCGUCAGCGCCUCUGCUUCGUCGGCGGUCCGCCAGCUUGACCAGAAGCCCAUCUUCGUGGCUCGGCCUCUGCCCUCCUCCGUGGAAACGCCGGGUGGCACCUGCCAGGUGUACGGGGACCUGGCUGGGAUCCCCAGGGGCAGCGGGUCCUUCUCCAGCGGCCUUGCUUUUGUUCCUCCCUUCAUCAGUCCCAUGGCCAGAACCAGCACCAGCGCAUCUGUGGCUGCGGGUCCCGGGAAGGCUGGCGGAGCGGUCCACAAGAUCUGCCUGGUGUGCUCAGACGAGGCAUCCGGCUGCCAUUACGGGGUGCUGACCUGCGGGAGCUGCAAGGUCUUCUUCAAGAGGGCUGUGGAAGGGCAGCAUAAUUACCUGUGCGCCGGGAGGAACGACUGCAUCAUCGACAAGAUCCGGAGGAAGAACUGCCCAGCUUGCCGUUAUCGGAAAUGUCUGCAGGCCGGCAUGAACCUGGAAGCAAGAAAAACUAAGAAGAUGAACAGACUGAAGGGGGUGCAGCCGGCGGCCAUGGUGGAGCCCCCCCCUGCGGCCAUGGUGGAGCCUCGCACCCUGGUGCCGAAGUCCAUGCCUCAGCUCAUCCCCACCAUGUUGUCACUGCUGAAGGCCAUCGAGCCGGAGACCAUCUACGCGGGUUACGACAGCACCAUCCCCGACACCUCCACCCGCCUCAUGACCACGCUGAACAGGCUGGGCGGCCGCCAGGUCAUCUCCGCCGUUAAGUGGGCCAAGGCCCUGCCAGGUGAGGAGUGGGCCCCGCUCACUGCCCCGCUGCGUGAUGGGCCCCGUUCACUGCCCCGCUGCGUGAUGGGCCCCGCGCACUGCCCCGCUGCGUGAUGGGCCCCGCGCACUGCCCCGCUGCGUGAUGGGCCCCGCUCACUGCCCCGCUGCGUGAUGGGCCCCGCUCACUGCCCCGCUGCGUGAUGGGCCCCGCUCA
Messenger RNA from Paramormyrops kingsleyae, 2945 nucleotides. NCBI's taxonomy places the organism in Eukaryota, Metazoa, Chordata, Actinopteri, Osteoglossiformes, Mormyridae. The record is from RefSeq and is a predicted model, not a curated record.